Messenger RNA from Rotaria socialis, 564 nucleotides. The record is from the annotation of a GenBank genome assembly. NCBI's taxonomy places the organism in Eukaryota, Metazoa, Rotifera, Eurotatoria, Philodinida, Philodinidae.
AUGCACUACUUGUCGUCAUUAUUUUUCUUUACUAUAAUUUUAAUCUUAGCAUUGUCUGCCAUACAAAUAAAUGCUAAGCCUACACAAAAACCGGCGGCAGCAGCAGCAUCAACAACAGUAGCGCCACUUAAAUCAACAAGUAAAGCUGCUACUACUACUAUAAAACCACAUGGAAAAGUACCAGCUGCUAAGCCUGCUGUUAAAGUUGAUAAGAAAAAGAAGAAACCCGAAAAAAAAAGUGAAAUAGCUAAGUCAAAUUCAUGGGCAGUACCCAAUGCAGCUCAAAAGAAAGUAUUUAAUGAUUACAAAGCUAUUUUACGAGCGCAACUUCUUGCUCGAAAACAUGAUAUAUCUGCGACUUAUGUAUUAGAACCAGCUAAAUAUGGUUCCCAAGAGGCCGAUAAAACAAUUUUACAUCAUUAUUUAAUCAAAUUACCAGAUUCAAAAUAUGCUCAUGCUAUUAUCGCUACAAACAAAGAUCCAAAGAAACCCACACAAGUCAGUGAAAAUAAUGCUUCAAUUCGUCGUACAGUUUAUGAUAAUCUUGCAGCAGCUGAAGUCUGA